AUGCAUGGAGGUCCACAGGCGACACUAUGCUCGAUACGCAUACGAUAUUGGCCGAUAAAUGGUCGAAAUAUAGCCAGAAGUGUAGUGCAUGAAUGUGUAACGUGUUUCCGUUAUAAGCCAAUAGUCGUGCAGCCGAUUUUGGGCAAUCUACCCGCGGAACGAGUAGAACCGACGCGCGCUUUUUCAAGUUGCGGUAUUGAUUUUGCCGGCCCUUUUAUGAUCAAGACAAGUGUGCGGCGUAAUGCCCCUUUAGUAAAAGCGUAUGUAUGUAUUUUUGUUUGUUUUUCAACAAAAGCAGUACACAUGGAAUUAGUCGGAGAUCUGAGCACACCAGCAUUUAUUAACGCAUUAAAUCGUUUUUUUUGA
Molecule: messenger RNA, 366 nt
Organism: Macrosiphum euphorbiae (potato aphid)
Lineage: Eukaryota; Metazoa; Arthropoda; Insecta; Hemiptera; Aphididae
Source: the annotation of a GenBank genome assembly